Zeugodacus cucurbitae (melon fly) is the source of this 4644-nucleotide messenger RNA. RefSeq names its product homeotic protein distal-less (gene Dll). Gene Ontology annotation, molecular function: DNA-binding transcription factor activity, RNA polymerase II-specific; RNA polymerase II cis-regulatory region sequence-specific DNA binding. Gene Ontology annotation, biological process: regulation of transcription by RNA polymerase II. Bases 1722 to 2744 code for a protein of 340 amino acids. The transcript is spliced from 7 exons. The record is from RefSeq and is a predicted model, not a curated record. NCBI's taxonomy places the organism in Eukaryota, Metazoa, Arthropoda, Insecta, Diptera, Tephritidae.
AGCAACAGCGGUAGCGGCAGUGGUAGAGUAGCUUGUGUUCGCGAGCAUAUUUGCAGCGCAGCAAAUGAUCACAUAAUCACCUCGUACCUAGUCGUUCACGCACUUUGUUUGUGGUUGGUCGCGCGUACAAAUCGUUCGCAGUGUCUCGCAUUGACGGGUGAAUUUACUUGGCUGCUGGUUUUUUGGUUUUAACUCGCAAAUAUACAAAAACGCGCUUUUUGACGUGUCUAAACGCCGUCGUGUUAACGUUGAACAAAUACGCGCGAUUAUCGGCGGUGGACUAAAGAUGUAAUUUUAUUUAUUUUGCUGUUUGUGAAAGGCUGAUAAAUAAAGGAAAUAAAAUUGUGUGAAAUUGGAAAAAUCUCAAAAUACCGAAAAAUUUACUAGUUUAAUUGGAAAUCUUUAAAUUGCGUGAUUUAGUUGACUAAAGUGUUUUUCGAAGGACGGAUUAAAGUAAAUAGAUUUCAGUAUCACUUAGAUGGGUUUUAUAAAACAGAAACAUAAAAAGGAAAUUAAUAUCAAAUACCAUUUUCCAUAAAUAAUAAUUCAUGAAUAUAAAUAAAAAUCUAACAGUGUUCAGCAAAUUAAAUUUUAUGUGUUAAGAAACUCAUUGAAAACUUUAAAAUAAAAAAUUUAAAAAUUAAAAACAUUUAUAAGUGAAUUUAAAUCACUUUAAGUGAUUUGGUGAGUAAAAACGUAAACUAACAGAAUACAGUUUCAAAAGAUUCUUAUGAAGAUUACACUAUAAUCCGAAGCUAUAAUUAAAUCAGUGCUAAUAAAACAACUUAAACAAAUAACAAAAGAUCUUAUACACCAUAUUUUGACACAAAUCCUAAUCUCUUUGUGGCCCCCUCAGUUCAUUCACCAAGUGCUUAACACCGCGUAAGAUCGUAAAUAGUAGUUUUGAUAGCAAAUUAAAAUUGAAAAACAAAAAAUUAAAAUUUGCCAAUCAGCAACAAUUAAAAAGCUCACGUGUGCGUACAAAUCCACGCUGCAAACGCGCUCCACCUCCUCCUCUCCCCGCAAAGCAGGCAACGAGUCAGUGCACCACCCACGCUAACAAUUAGCAAUACCAAAAACAAAGCACGCACACUUCUACACACACUAAUAUAUAAAUAUUUUAUAUGUAAACGGCUAAGAAACUUUCGUUGCGCGUAGCAUCCAUGAACGCCGUCGCCGUUGAAAAUCGGAAAAUCGCUAAUUGCAGUGCGGAAAGAAAAAUGACACAAAUUAUACGCUAAUUAAAAUUGUAGACGACAGUGCGAGUGUAGCUAGUGUUAAUAGUGGUAUUGUUGUUGUAAUUAAAAGAAAAAUAUACGCUGUUAAGCAAGUAUUUAAUACUGCAUUUACUAUACGACGUCAAGUGCGUGGCAAUUGUUUACAAUAAGAAAAACGAUUUUUGAAAAACACAAAAAUAAAAUAACAAUAACAGCAGUGACUAAGACAUAUAAAAAAAAAAACAAAAAAAUUAUUAAUACAACACAAUUUGAUUUUUGUGUUUUUAAGUGAAAAAAUUGAAAAAGAAAUCAUUAAUAAAUACAACAACAAAUUUAAGUAACAAAAACAACUAAUAUUUUGUUGUUGUUUACUUUCGUGUGCACGCGUCCCCCAAAAAAGCCGUCAAAAUUCUUGAUAAAGUGGCCUCGAUAGGCGCCAACACGCUUAACUUCACCGAUUUAGGGAGCCCCUAUGAGGGGCCUCCCAGCACACCACAAUCCGGCAUGGAUGCACCCGACGCACCGCACACACCCAAGUAUAUGGAUGGCGGUACAACAACAACGGGCACACCUGGCGCACAAAUACCGGGCAAAUCGGCAUUUGUCGAGUUGCAGCAGCAUGCCGCCGCUGGUUACGGUGGCAUAAGCAGGGGCUAUCAACAUUUUGGACCACAAGGUGGACAAGAUUCUGGUUUUCCAAGUCCACGCAGCGCCUUAGGUUACCCAUUCCCGCCUAUGCAUCAGAAUUCAUAUUCCGGCUAUCAUCUGGGCAGCUAUGCGCCGCCCUGUUCAAGUCCACCAAAGGAUGAUUUUUCCAUAUCCGAUAAAUGCGAAGAUUCCGGUUUACGCGUUAAUGGUAAAGGCAAGAAAAUGCGCAAACCGCGCACAAUAUACAGUUCAUUGCAAUUACAACAGUUAAAUCGACGAUUCCAGCGUACACAGUAUUUAGCGCUGCCAGAGCGAGCCGAAUUAGCGGCGAGUCUGGGCCUUACGCAAACACAGGUGAAAAUCUGGUUCCAGAAUCGACGUUCGAAGUACAAAAAAAUGAUGAAAGCUGCACAGGCACCUGGUACCGGCGGCGGUAUGCCAUUGGGUGGCGGUCCAAAUCCUGGUCAACAUAGUCCAAAUCAAAAUAUGCACAGUGUCUAUCUCAAAAUCAUUGCAGGCGGUAAUAACGGCGGUGGCUCCAAUAGCGGCUCACCAUCACAUUAUCUACCUCCCGGACAUAGUCCGACGCCAUCGAGUACGCCUGUGUCCGAAUUAUCACCUGAAUUCCCUCCAACGGGUCUUAGUCCGCCUACGCAAGCGCCAUGGGAUCAAAAGCCACAUUGGAUCGAUCAUAAACCACCGCAAAUGACGCCGCAGCCACCUCAUCCAGCGCCACCACAUCCGCAAACGCAUCAUCACAAUCCGCCACCGCAAAUGGGCAGCUAUGUACCGCCACAAUAUUGGUACCAGCCCGAGACGAAUCCGUCGUUAUUAACUGUUCCCUCUCAUACCAAUUACAGGGUCUGGCCAACGGUUUAACACCACCAUCACCACCACCAACUACAACAACAACAACAAUACAUACACCAAACCGAUCCUAUUUUCAUAGAUAAUUCCAAUGCGUAUAUUUAAUACAAAAUACAAAACAAAAAUGUUGUACACAAAGAAAAGGUAAUUUAAAAUUUUAACUAAUUGAAAAAAAAAAAAUUUAAUUAAUUUUAAAUAAAGUGUAAAAUAUUUACAACAGCUGUAAUUAAAUAUUAUAAUUAAUAAUUUCAAUACAUAAUUAUAUACAUAUAUAUAUAUAGUAGUUGCGUGUAAGUAAUUAAAAUAAGAAGCUAAGAUGAAUUUAAUUACAAUUACUUAUAAUUAUUAUAAAUAAAUUUUAAUUAUAAAUAUAUAUAAACAAAAAAAAAACACAAAUAAUUAAAAAAUAGUUGAAACUUUAACAGUUUAAAAAAUGUAGUAAACCCAAAUUAAGUGCUGAAAAUGUUGAUAAUAAUUAAUUAAAGUGUGUAAUUAAAAAAAAAAAAAUAAUAAUAAAUAAAUGUAGAAAACAUGAAAAAAAGAAUUAAAUGUUUUAUUUUGUUGUAUAUGGUUUAUGUAGAUAUUUUUUAUUUAAUUUUUUUUGUCAAACGCAAAAGAAAUUUUAUUAAAAACUAUAAAGAGUUCGCCGCUAAAAUAUAUGAAUAUAUAUAAAAAAAUACCACUAUAAAAAUCAGUUAAAAUCAGAUCUCAGUAAACUUAUAAUUUCGCUCCAGACACCACAUUCUUCAUUUAAAUAAAUCCGAAAAAAUAAUUUCAAAUAAUUAAAAAAAACUGUAAAAAAACUGUUUUUAUGUGCAAUAUUAUUUUUAAUGCAACACAUAAAAAAUUAAAAAAAUUCUUUAAAAAAUAAUUUGAUAAAAAAUUAAAAAAAUAAUUUGAAACAAAAAAUAAAAAAAAAUAAUUUGAAAAAAAAAAUUAAAAAAAUGGAAAAAAGUUUGAUUAAAAAAUUUAAAAAAAAUUUAAUUAAACAAUUUGAAAUAAUUCUAAAUAAAAAACUGAUUAAAUCGACAUUUUAUAGUUACCGUUGUUUUAGUAGAAGCGUAUAAACUUGUGUAUAAAAAACGUAAGUAAAAGCAAGCACGAAAAUUUUGAAUCCUAUUUUUUUAAUUGAAACUAAAAUUUCAGCGGAAAUAUGUAAAAUAUAAAAUAAAUUAAAUAACUGUAAAUUUUUGUAAAAAAAAGAAACUAAAAAUAUUUAAAAUAAUUCGAUAAUAAAUGUUAAAGCCUUUAGUUAACAAAAAAACUGUAAAUAUAAUUAAAAUAAUUGCAUUACUUACAUCUAGGUAAUUAAGGUAAUUUAGAUUACAUAAGUAAAGUGCGUUAAAUUAUUACUAAAUAAUUAUGUAAAAUUUUUCCCACUUUCCUGUAGACGAUAGGUUUAGCACACAAAACAUAAAAAAACAUUUUUUUUUUUUAAUUCACAAUAGCAGAACCUAACUACCUACUUAUUUAAAAUCAAAUAGUCGCUAUCAAUUACAAAUUUUCUCAAACAGACCAAAAAGCUAAAUAAAGUCAAGUUUUUCAAAAAAAAAAUACAAAUAAUUAAAAAAAAAAAUAUUUUGAGUUAUUCCCUUUUAGCAAAAAAAACUGUGAAUCCACAAACAAAACUAGUACACCCUUUUUUAUUUGAAAACCACUUUUUCAACAGCAUUUAGCGCUUAGUCAGGCAAGUAAAUAAUUAAGCAUAAAAAUAAAUAAGUUCAACAUUUUCGAAAAAUGUUAUAAAAUGUGUGCGAGCAUACCUACAUAUAUAUUAAUGUAAAAUUUUUGUUGUUGUAUGUAAGUCAUAAAAACUUUUAAAUAGAUCUAAAAAUAAUAUAUAUAUAUAUACAUUUCGAAACGCUAAACUUAGUAAUUCUGUAAUUGAAUUUAGUACUAAAUUAUAUAAAUA